Messenger RNA from Staurois parvus, 1050 nucleotides. The record is from the annotation of a GenBank genome assembly. Lineage: Eukaryota; Metazoa; Chordata; Amphibia; Anura; Ranidae.
AUGGGGACUCCCACCAAGAGUGACUACCCACUGACUGUGGGCCCCAAGCGUCUGUGUCUGGUGUGUGGUGACGUGGCCUCUGGCUACCAUUAUGGUGUGGCAUCGUGUGAAGCGUGCAAGGCAUUCUUCAAGCGCACCAUCCAAGGGAACAUUGAGUACAGCUGUCCGGCCUCCAAGCAGUGUGAGAUCACCAAGCGAAGGAGGAAAUCCUGCCAGUCCUGCCGCUUUGCCAAGUGUCUGAAGGUUGGAAUGCUGAGAGAAGGGGUCAGACUGGACCGUGUACGAGGAGGCCGGCAGAAAUACAAGAGGCGCCAGGACCCUGAGGACAACGACUUCACCAGACCACUAAUACCCUCUGCCCAUAAGAAACCAUGGACGAGGAUUGUUUCGUACCUUCUGCUAGCAGAGCCAGAGAAGAUCUUUGCCAUGGCAGAUCCCACUGUUCCUGAUAGUGAUAUCAAAGUGCUGAGCACGCUGGUUGACCUCGCUGACCGAGAACUUGUCAUGACCAUCGGAUGGGCCAAACACAUUCCAGGAUUCCCCUCCCUCUCCCUGGCAGAUCAGAUGUGCCUACUACAAGGAGCCUGGAUGGAGAUCUUACUGCUGGGAGUUGUGUUCCGCUCUCUGCCGUACCAGGAUGAGCUGUUAUAUGCUGAGGACUACAUCAUGGACGACAUGCGGUCCCGGGUCUGCGGUCUGCACAAUCUCUACAUCUGUACAAUGCAGCUGGUACAACGAUACCGCAAACUCCGCAUGGACAAGGAGGAGUACGUCACACUGAAGGCCCUAGUGCUCACUAACUCAGACUCGGCACACAUUGAGGACGGGAGGAGUGUUCAGGAUUUGCAGGAUCUGCUUCAGGAGGCACUACAUGAGUAUGAGCUGAGCCAUCACUGUGAUGAGCCGCGGAGAGUCGCUCAGCUUCUGCUCACUCUUCCUCUCCUGCGACAGACUGCCAGCAUGGCGGUCCAGCACUUUCACAGUGUGCGGGCUCAGGGCAGAGUGCCAAUGCACAAACUAUUCCUGGAAAUGUUGGAGGCAAAAGUGUGA